UGGCUUCACUGUCAAUUCGAGAGCUGCAAAGAGUACGCUCGCGUUUAUUACGUUAUGUGUUUAUAUAGUGAAGUGUGAUCUGUGAGAAAAUUUCGAAUGUCGUGAAGUCAAAGAUUUGUGUUGUUAAGUGAAAAAGUGCAACUUGUGUGAAAUCGACAUGUUUUCUCUAGUGUUUUAAAAGUGUUUAAAUCAAAAUGUGCAAAGCACCGUGGUGUGCAAAAUUGAUUUUUGCCACGUAGUGACGCGGACGGGUAAUGAUUCCUAAUGUGGAGUUCGAAGCAAGAUGGUUAGAGAGACUCGGCACCUGUGGGUUGGAAACUUACCCGAUAGCAUACGUGAAGAUCGAAUAAGAGAACACUUUAAACGUUAUGGCCGAGUCCAGAAUGUCAAGUUAUUGGGUCGAAUGGAGACCGCAAGCACGGGUGCCAGUGGGGGUUCUAAUAGCGGUGUUUGUGCCACUGUUGCCUUUAUGGACAUCAAGUCCGCUUCGAAGGCGCAUAACAUCGAGCACGUGCUGGACGAACGAACACUUACCACUGAGUAUUACGAGCCGACCGCGAUACCCACAGCAGCGGGAGCGCCAUCGGCCGGCUCCUCACCCGCCGGCUCUGGUUACUCAGGUUCAUCAUCCUCCGUGAAUUCAACGUCAGCGCCAGCCUCCACUACGCGGUUUCAUCUCUCCGCUGAGGAGAACGCAAACAACACCUGCGCAAUGGCUGCCACAGCGGCAGCGCCGGCUGCUUGGCGGGGAACCAACGAUAGCGCGACAACAGAGUUCUGCCGUCGAGGCAACACGCCCGCCACGUAUGGCAGGUACCACCAGCGAAACAAUGCACCAUAUGCCACGCCACCCUCUAAUACCGAAAGAACAACACCCCUCCACCGGUGGUACGGCGCGACGGGCGGAGAAAGCACGCCGAGUACGCCGGGUGGCGGGCCCGAGCGGCGCCGGCGGGCUUCGGGCUCGGGUUCGUCUCGCUCCGAGUCCUCGUCUCCUGAGCCCAGUGACACGUCUCGCGGGUCUACGCCGCCCCCGCCUGCUCACCACGCCCACAACAACCAUCGGACCCCGUCCACGCAUCCACACCAGUGGGCAUCGACAGCUAACGGAAGACCUCUUGCAAUAUGCGUUAGAAAUCUACCGACGAGGUCGACCGAUAGUUCCCUCAAAGACGGCCUUUACCACGAAUACAAGAAGCAUGGUAAAGUGGUGUGGGUGAAGGUGGUCGGUCAGAACGCCGAUCGCUAUGCGGUGGUCCGAUUCAAAAAACCGUCCGACGUAGAAAAGGCACUCGAAGUGUCACAAGAUAAACUUUUUUUUGGUUGCAAGAUCUCUGUGGCCCCUCACCAAAGUUGCGAUGAUGACGCCGAGUCGGCGAAACCCUACGAGACUGAUAUUGAUGAAUACCACCCCAAGGCGACGCGAACGUUAUUCAUCGGAAACCUAGAGAAGGAUGUAACCCAACAGCAGUUGCGAGACAAGUUCAAGCACUUCGGCCGCAUCAUAGAGAUCGACAUCAAGAAGGGCAGCGGCGGAGGGGCCGGCUAUGCCUUCUGCCAAUAUGCGUCUAUAUCGAGUGUGGUCGAAGCUAUCAGGGCGAUGGACGGCGAGUACGUGGGCAGUUCUAGGGUCAAACUCGGCUUUGGGAAACCUGUCGCCACUACUUGCGUUUGGGUCGACGGGCUCACGGAACACACGGAGAAGCAGGUCUUAGCGGCAGUAUCCCGAUGCGGCGCUGCCACCUCUGUCUGCGUGGAUCGAGCAGCGGGCGCAGCCCUAGUUCACUUCGAGCAGGCGGCCGCCGCAGGAGCAGCUGUGAGGGAGCUGAGACGCCUGGCCGCGCAUUUGUCGGCUGCUGAGCCUGACCAGCCGAGACUGUGCGUGGACUAUGCGUCGAGGGAGUGCCAGGAUGCAUUUUAUGAACAACUUGAAAAGCAUGGAGGUUCAUCAUCCCUGACCAGCUCUGAGCGCCUGGGUACUGAUUUAUCUGGAAGAUACGUGCCUACCGCCAGGCACGAUCAACUCAGGUACGAAAGUGGUACAUCACGAUCUCGCGCUCCUAGUUUUGGUCGAAGCUCUUCCAGAACUCCUCGGUACAACCACGAUCAUUACGAUCCGACCGACUACGCAGCCGAUAGACGAUACAGGGUACACGAGGAAUUAGGGUCGAGUCCGCCUACCGAUGAAGCUCCCUACGAAGAUCGACUGCAGUCUGUGGUUGUGUCGCCCCAUCGUGCUCACAAACAUCGUCAUGAUUCGAGUCCAGAAGAUAGAAAGCAUUCUAAAGAAAGACACCGUAGCGUCGGUGGCAGUUCAAGAAGAUCUCGUUCGGGGUCGCGCGGUGAAAGGCAUAUUUCUCGACGAAGACAUCGUAUUAAACGGCGCGACGGUUCGGGAUCUCGCGGUUCUCGCACAUCGCGGGCUGGUACUCCACUACGAGACGAACCCGACGCCGUGCCCACGGAGCCCCGACGGCCUCCCCGCGAACGACCCCCUCUGCCCAUGCUGCUGCCGCUGCCCAAGUUCGCCCUCCAAAUGUUACGAAACGCCCCGACGAUCCCUCGAGUCGUUCCCGCGCCGGCCCCGGCCUCUCCGCCGCGUCCCCCGUCCGUCUCUUCCUCGAGCAGCGGGUCCGCUCCGCAUUCCCCGUCACUCGAGGAACGAAUACGAUCUCUCGACGAGAAAUACGAGCGAUGGUCCGGCUCGCGAGCCCACGCCGACGCCCCUGACAGGAGUCGGCUGAGGCACAGGCUUCUAGAACUCGACAUCAACGAAGUGAAACCGUCGGAGGUAGUCCGCUCACUUUUGGCCAAGAGAUCGGUUUUCGACGAAGACUCAGAACGCUUGGAAGGAGCCGUCAGACCUCCCAGUCCUUGCGGCAGUCCCCGCUCAAUUCUCCAACCGAUGCUCCCACGAGCGUUGCGCUAUCCGUUCCCGAGUCAUCCGCCACCUUCCGAUAGCUCUGUAAUAUCAACGGAUACUUCUGUGCCUUCGACCGACGGCGAUCGGUCGGAUCCCCGCUUGUUUCGUUUGUCACAAUCGGACAGUGGCCCUAAACUCGAAAAUGAUAAUUCAUUUGAAGCUCGAUUACGAAUGCGCACUCCGUCAACGGAUAAACCUUAUUUAGAUAAUGGCAAUAGAAGAGAAUCUGAAACAGAUAAUGAACGAGCAGAUAGACGAAGAAAUUCUAUUUUGCUUCAAAGUGACGAUACUAAAUCAUUGGAUUGUGAUUUGAGCAAUGAAAAUUCGCCGCCUCUGCCGCGUCGUCUAAACCAUGAUUUCAAACCUGUAUGUAGCUUUUUUCAAGAUCUUCAGGACAAUCAACAAAAGGAAACAAUGUUUUCUGAAUCUACAGCAAAUUCAAAUGAAGUUCAUAUAAAAACCGAAAAAUUGUAUGACGUCAAAGAUACCGCCGCAGACGUAAAGAGAGAUCUCGAAGACUAUCAGGAUGAAUUACCCUUUUGGGGUUCUAGACGACAUAGUGUUAAGGAUGUUUCACACCAUGAGAAACUGGCAGAAAAGCUACCCAAUAAAUUAGAAAAUUCUCUGAACGUGAAAGCAGAGAAAGUAGCGCUGGAAAAUGUCAACAACGGAAGUCGUGAAAAUACGGAUCAAAUUAAAAUAGAAAUAAAGCAAGAAACAGAAAUAUAUCAAGAAAUAAGUUUAGAAAAUAAAAUAAAUGAAGACAUGGCAAGAAGUGAAUCGAGAACAUUUAACCAUUUAAAAACUUUAAAUUGUAUUGACUUAAAACAAACACAAAUUGAUCCAUACCUUGAUACUCAAUCUUCUGAAAAAAGCGAUAAUAAUGUAAUGAACGACAGUCACCAAAACAAUACACCAAAAUGUGAGAUUCUAAAUAAUACCUUGAUACAUGAUAAAACGGAUAAAGACCCAAUAGAAGUCAACUCUGAAAGAGUAAAAGCAGAUGAUAUAGAAGCACCAUCAUCUGAUAGUAAGACCUUUGACUUAUUGAAAGAUUCAGAAAAUCCUUUGAAAUCUGAUCGUGAGAAAAUAAAACACAUUAAAGAGCGUACUGAGAAGGACAAAUGUGAGCUUAGCAAAGAAAGGCCACGUAGUAGUAAACAUUCGAAAGUGGAUAGACAUGACAAAGAAAAGAAAGUAAGAGAAGAUUCAACGACUAAACAGAACGCAGAAAAAAGCGAUAAAUUAAAAUCCGAACGUGAUAAUGAUAAAGGUUCUGAUCAUCAUUCAGCCAGGGAUCGUGACGUGGAAAAGUCGAAGCAAACUGAAGACACAAAAAUGCGAACCGAUAACCACAAUCAUAAGAAAGACAAAGGAGACAGAAGAAGAGAACUGGUUGAAAUUGACCCAUUUUCAUGUAAAUCUAGAAAAGACGAGAGGCCAAAGCAUGACCGUCAACGGAAGGAUGGUACUGAUAGCAAACGUGAAAAACAAAGAGAAUCUGAAGUCAGCAAAAGUAGGAAAUCUUCAAGAGACGAAUCCUCAAAAGAAAUCACUAGAAAAGAUUCAACAGACUCUUCUGCAUCUCGUACUUCACACGAAUCAGCAAAAAUAAAGGAUUUAGAAACAAUUGAAACAAAAGAAGACGUAAAGCUAAAAAUUAAACAAGAAAAUGAAAUCUUAACUAAACUCGAGUCCAAAAUAGCGAUAGAGAUUAAUGACCAAAUAGAUAAAAAAAUUAAAUUAGAAGUGAAAGAAGAAAAACUUCCAAACGAUAUCACUCAUAAAAAUAAAAUACCCGCCACUUCUGAUUAUAUACAAAAAUGCAAGACUGAAAAUGAAAAGCCUCGACAUUUAUCGUUUGAUUCAACAAAUGUAGAGAAUAAACGCAAAGAGCGUCUCAGUUCAUGUUCCAGUUUACCGUCCAAUAUUGGGGGACACAAAAGAAGAAUGUCUUCGCAAGACGUCCUUGAAAGUUUGGAUGAGGAAAUAAAAAAGAGUAAAAAUGAUAUUAAAGGUUCCGAUAAACGUGACUUUAAGGAUUCGAAAUCUAACGAUAAGAAUAAGACACCGAAGUUUAAUAAAUGUCAUUUUGCUAAACUGUUUGAAAGUAAGACCAAGGAUGACAAAAAGAAUCAAGUAAAACCACCUGAUGAUUUGUUUACUCCUUUAAAAGAUAGUGAUGUCAAAGAGCUAUCUGAUAAAGUGAAAAGCAAAUCAGAAGAAAAACAUAAGAAAGAUGAAAAGCCAAUGGUAUUUUCUGAAACACGAACAGACGUGCAAAAUAAUUUAGAUUUUCUUGCUAUAUUUGAGUUGAGAUCUAGUGAAGAAGAUGAAAAACAGAGAGCAUUAACUAAUGAAAUGAAAGAAAAGAAAAGAAUUCAACAGUUACAACAAAUUCAAGAGCUCCAAAUGCAACAAGUUGUCCUACAAAAUUCUGAUCUUAGAUUAAAGGAAGAAAAAAGGCAUAAGCACGAUGAAAAGAAAAAAGAAUGCGCUCGUGAGAAACGAAUGUCAACAGAACGGAAAAGUAAAGAUAUUGACCAAAAAAGAAAAAGCCGAAAGCAAACACAGAGUAGUGAUACCUCGGAUUCAGAUGAACCUAAGAAACAUUCUAUUUUCGAUAUUGUAGAUGAUGGACCUACAUAUAUUUCAAUGUACGACAAGGUUAAGGCUCGAUCGUGUAAAAAUAUGCAAAAACAAGAAGAAGAAAAACGUCAAGAGAAAAUCAAAGCGAAGUUUAGUCAACUAAAACAAAGUAGAGCUAAACGAGAAGAAAAGAAAAGAUCAAGUUGGGAUGAAGAUAGUGAUUCUGACCUCGAGAGACAAAAACAUAUGAAAUCAUCAGUGGAUAGCUCUUCCGAUGACGACAGAAAUAUGGUUCACAGUCAGAGUAAAAGACAUGAUAAUUUGCAAAGAUCGUCGCUUAAUUAUGAGCGACAUAGCGUCGAUGAUUACUUUAGUUUAACAAGUAAUGAAGAAGAUCUACGGAAUAAACUAUCUCGCAAAAAUUCUCGUACACGAAUUAUGUCUGAUUCAUCGGAUGAAGAAACAAUGAAGAGGGAUAUGAGUCCGAAUCGAAUGGGCGAUUUAAAGAGAGGAUAUUUGUCUGACAAUGGUUCAUUACGCGAAUGUAAGGAUAAACAUAAUUUCAUGAAGGAAUCUACUAUUGAAGAGAAAGCUAAGAAAACCUCGCUUCUUAAUUUAUUUGGUAAAAGCGAUAGUGAUGAUAAUAGACUUAAAUCUAAUACUGAAAAUGAUAGUGACUAUAAAACAUCAUUUAGUAAAUUGAUUUGUAAUGAUAUUUCUUCUGAAAACGAAUCUCUGCCUUCAAAGAGCACUUCUAGUGACAUUAGAAAAAAGCAUAGGAAAAAGCAAAAGAAGCAUAAAAUUUCAUUUUCUGAUGAUGAUAAUAAAACGGAAAAUUGCGAUGAAAAUCAUGAUCGAGAUAAACAUAAGAACGAUUCUCUAAGAAGACACAAUAAAAAAGAAAAACGUAAAGACAAAAUACGCGAAAGUUUUGACACUGACGAUGCUAAAGAUGACAAAUCGAAAUGUAAAAGAGAUAAAAGACCAUCUACUGAGAAUCUGCAGGAAUCAUUUACUGGGAAUGCAAAAAGAGAAGGGAAAAUGGAGGAUAUAUUCGGUCCACUGUCGGAAGAUUCAGAUAAUGAACCGAGAAAUAAGUUAGAAAUGUCAGUAGUGGAUUUCGAUUCUAUAAAACUGAAUAAAGAUACCAGUGAUGAUUUAAAAUGCAAAGAUAGGGAUGACAGUAAAAGAAGAAAAGACAGAAAACGAAAAGAUAAGAAACUGUUUUCUAAAGAGGAUGAUAAUAGUUUGGAUGUUGACGCAGUAAGCAAAGCAAUAGAAGCUCGAUUGUUUGCAGAUUCUAUGAGUAGUGAUGACAUUAAGACAAAUGAGCCGCCAGACCUAUUUAAAACCAAAACAAAGUAUGACGACUCUAAUGUCAAACUUGGUGAUAUUCCUCGGUCUGAAAAGGUGAUUGAAAAGUUCAAGAAGGAAUGUAAAGAGAAAAAGAAGAAGAAAAAGAGAAAUAGAGAGGAUCGACAAAGUCGCAAAGAACAUCAUUAUUAUGAAAAUGAAAGGCCUUCUAAGCAAGAUAGUAACAUUUUUGAAAGACACAUAGAUAUGUCGCCGAAAACAAUCUUAAAUAUACCACUUCCGAAUGAAAAAAUAGAUAACGACAAGUCUGAUGACGCCAAAUCUCUUUCAGAGUCUCCUAGCUUGCCCCGUUUAACUGACAGCCCACCUUUUGCUGUUAAAUCAGAAGAAUUAAGUUCUAAAAAUACUGACACAGACAGUACUAGUCAGUUAUCAAUAGAUGACAGAGUUUCUAUUCAAAGCUACGACGAAACGAAGUGUGUGGAAAUUGAUGACAUUCCAAUGCCUCCACCCAUUGAGAACAACGUCGUUCAAGACAUCAGCGAAGUACCGCUUCCAGAAGAUCCACCUACAGAACCCAAACCAUCUGCUCCGAAUAGUGAUCUCGAGACCGAUGAUUCAAUACAAAUUUUAGAUCACCAAAAAGCAACGGAUAUCAGUGAUGACGCGGUUAGAAGUAUACCAAGCGCCGAAAAAGUACCAGAGAAACAAAUAGAAGCAACAGCUACAGACAUUCAAAUUAAGAAGAUAGAAGAAAAACCAAGGGCUAUAAUUUCUCAAGAAGAAACGGAAGAUGCUGUUGCGGCUUUGCUAGGGGAAAGUUUUGGAGGAAAAGAAGAUGCUUUUGCUAAUUGUUUCGAGGAAGUAGUGAACAAUGAUAAUAAUCAAAUUGAAAUUGAGAAUUCUUCUAUUGAAAAUGAGAAUAUUCCCGAGGAAGACGCUGAAGAAAUGAGACAAGCCGUACAAAAUUUAAAUGCUUGUGAAAUGGAGAUAAAACCCGAUACUCCAGUUUCUGACAGUGAUUUUCUUCUUAUAGACACAGAUACUGAAGAAACUGAAGAGACUUCACAGGAUUCUUCUGAAAAAAUACCCGUCAAUGUGGUACCUACAUCGCAAUCCCAGUCUAGUAACAUAAAGUUACCGCCUACAGCUGAACCCUCAAAUGUUAUCGUUUCAAAACCUAAAACAAUGGUAGUUCAGACAAGUCCAAAAAUACAAGUUUCAUCGAGUUUACUGAGUGCAAAAAUAUCUGAAAGCAACAGUUUUAUAUCAUCAUCUCCCGUAAAGCAAGAAUCGUUAACAGCAAUAACUUCAGCACCAACCCCCGUAAUUACUUCAUGGACAUUGACCAACAAUAAAAUCGAAACGCAUACCGUCAAUACGCCCAUAAGCAAAGAUGACGGGAAAUCAUCUCGAAUAACAACAAACAUUUUACAAAUUAGGCCAUCACAAAUGAGUAACACUUUGAUAACCAAUCCAAGUAGACUUACCGCACCAUAUCAAGUGAUAAAUCGUAUGAAUAUUAAUCAAAGAAACCAACAACAACUAUCAAAUAUGCAACCGCCAAUGAUUAAAAUACCCGAGAACCAUGUUUUGUAUCAAAAACCACAAGGGAUAGUGAUAUCUCCGCGGUUGGCCAAUGAUUCCAGACUACAAAGUCCAAAAGGUGCACAAAAUGAGGGUCUGUCGUCUCCUCGACUCGCUAACAUGACAAUAUUAUCUACGUCACCGCAAAGCCUAAAUUCUGUUGGAAUAACAUCGCAGAACGCUUUGCAGCAAAGGUCGCCAGGACACGUUACGGUUGUGCGUAUGCAGCAACCGCCGCUGAGCCCACUUCACAUCCCACACGGCGCGAGGGCUAUGAUAUCUCCUAAUAGACCAAACUCUGUCUUGGUACAGACACAAGGAGCCCCAAUACAUUUUAAUAGAUUGCCCGUGACACCAGUUUUAGCUCCUAUAUCAAAACAAUUAGGACCCAAUUUACCCCAGCAAAAUAAGAAUAUAUGCGUUCAGAACUCGACUGUAUUACAACAAAAAGGAUUGUCUGGGGAGCCAGUGAAAACCGAAAACCUAAACGAAAGUAAUAAAAUUAUAUUAUCUCCCACUCAUUUACCACCAAAUUCAAACCCUUCUUUGAUGAAUAAUAGAAUGUUGCCAAUGCAAAAUACUCUACACGUUGGUACGAUGAACCCUUUGCAUUUACCCAAAAAAGUUUUGAUUAACAAUAAACCAUCAUUCGAAAAACGAGAUAUUCAACACCAAAAAACAGAGCAUAGUGGGUUAUCGUUUAAUUCUUCUCCUAUUAUACACGUGGCUAGUAUUAAUGAGUCACCUACAUCACACAUACAAACUGUUUCUAAGCCAGUAAUGUGUAAUAUUCAAGAAGGAGGUUCUAACAGAGGACAAGGUCAAAAUGUUAUUCAUGCAAUUAACCAACAACGUAUAAUUACAGCAACUACAUUAAACAAUAUUAUACAAAUUGAUAACAAUAAAGGUCAACCAACAGUCUUAUCGGUAGCAACAAUUCGUCCACCAGCAGUAUUCACUAAAUCGGAAAUAUCAAAUGCGGUAGCAGUGACAACGUCGAGUUUAACGAAUGUUGUUAUGACUCCACUUUUACUUAAAACAACAUCUAAUGCUAAUAUACCACCCAAUCGAUUGAAUACUCGGAAUGAGCAUUUUGAAAAUAAUCCUCUCUUAACUGUCAGUCGUAUUGGUAACAAUCAGGAUGAAAAAAAUUAUGAUAAGAACGGUGAUGAUAAAAAUACGAUUUUAAAAUCCAUUCCACCACCUCUAACGUCACCAGAAUCAAUUGCGAAAUGUGAAACUGAUUUUGAAGAACUUUUGAAAGAUAAUACGAAUGAAAUCAAGGUUACCAAUGAUCCAGAGAAAAAACUGGAAGUGAAUGUAGGAAAGACUGUUACGGUUAUAACUCAGGGCAAUGAUAGAGCUGAUGAUUUUAUAGAGAAGUGCGAGAAAACUGAUAAAACAGCCAAUGAACAUUCCCAAGAGCCUGAAGGAAUUAUAAAAACCAACAGCGUCGAUAUUGUUAAAGAAGAGAAAAAACUUGAAAAUGUAACAGAUUCAAAUCUUGCGGAGAAAGAAAGUAACGUUCUCCAUUCAACCAUAACAGACAAAUUACCUGAUAUGGAGAAAUCGCCAUACAUGAACCCGCAUAAUUCAGAUAUCAAAAUUGAGCAACCUAAACUAUUUAACUCUGAUAACCCGUAUAAAGAACUUUCAGCUUUUCGUGUAUCGCCAAGUAAUAAAGAAAACAAUGAAAAUGAUAUUCACACUCCAGAAGAGAAUGAAUUUUGGAGCACUAAAGAUCAAAUUAUAGAAUCUGUUAUAAAGAAAGUCGAUUCUCUUUGCAAUGAAACUUUUGACGUUAAUAUAAAGGCACAUAUCUAUAAUGCGGUAACAGACGUAACUCCCCAAGACCAAAUUAAUCAACAUCAUCAAGUCUCAAAAGACAUUGAAAUGAAUUGUAAUGAAAAUAAUAGUCAUUUCGGCGACAGUACUGUUAAAGAGGAAUUCGCAAUAGAAAAAACAACACCAAGUAAAAGGGGUGGACGUGGUAACAGAGGUAGAAAAGCUGAUAAACAAGAAAGGGUACAAACACGCCAAAUUUCAAAACCAGCUCGAGGUGGCGGAGUUAGUAAAAGAGGUAGAGGGCGCUCGACUAAAGUGGACAAGAAAGUUAAGAGCCUCGCGAAUAGUACCUUCCAUAAUAUGCCUGGAGAUGUUUAUGAUUUUCACGAAGAUUCUGGCGACGAAACGGCGGCUUCAGCUAACAACUCUGAAUCAAGGCCGAGAUUGAUUCUAACCAUAAAAAGUCCGCUUUCAGGAAACGCGGGUGUCAUUCCAACUUCCACCCUAAGCAUUACUCCAAAAGAUACCAUCAAAAUACAAGAGAAACCCAAAGAAGAAAAAAGUGAAGUGUUUGCUUCGCCCUCUACUAAUACUCGGAAAUCGAGAAGACUUCAAGAAAAAGAUAUACAAAAAGGCUCUUCGGAUGACGUUUUAGACGAGGUUGUGAAGGGAACUCCGGCAAAUAAAAUUAACGCUCGGGACACCAAUAGAAAGAGGCCUCUGAGACAAGCUGGGGCCAAACAAGCUACGGACAAAUCUCCUUCAGAUACGAGGAAGUCACCGAGAGGUACGAAGAGAUCGAGAGACAGUCUAUCCGAUGCUUCUGUCGAUAGUUCUGACGAAAAUAACAAAAGGGAAGAAGCAACCAAAGACGCCAAAGUACCUAAACUCAAUGAAACGGUCGUCCAAAUGCCUGUGAUGGAAACGGAGACUAUCGUUAAGAACGUGCCGCCGCAGCCUGUUGUGAUUUCACAUCCUCAACCUGUAGUCAAUCCAACUCCUAUUAUGAAACCACCAAAGAAAAUGAUAUCAGAAAUCAGUGCGAAAUUAGCGAGUGCAUUCGAAGCGGCUGCUGGUCCGCCACCGGUAGUUAUAUCUGCGCCGGUGAUCGCCACUACUCCGGCGCCCACGACGGUACCCGUGGCUUCACCAGGCCUCGAUCGUCUCAUUCCACCACCUUUAGAAAGGCGACUGGUCGAAUUAGAACCGCCCAUUGUGACUCAUAGAGAACCCAGGCCGGCCGAACACAUUCCGAUUCAAGAGCCCAUGAGCGUUUCCCUCGGGGAACCCUCCGAUAUGACGAGCGUAGAGACCGGUCACAUACGGCGCUUGGUGGAUAAUGUUCCUGCUAAUAUGAUGCCUGUCGGAGCGACGGAGGCGACGGAUGCCAGAGUACAGUCACCAGCUCUACCUCACAGACCGCCCUCGACACAUCGGCCUGCCGAUCGCGCGACGCCUAUUCUUAUCAGAAGCGGCGGCGAGGGUAUGGAAGGUGCUGGUGUAGCGGGAGCGGCCGCAGCUGGUGCGGUGGCGGCAGCACGUGGCUUCCGAGGCGCCUACGCUGGCCCGGCUAGUCUACCUAGAGGAGCGCAUCACCCACCUCCACCCACUACCAAGCAAGUCGCUAUCGUCGGACCUCAUCAUCAUCAUCCUGGUUCUCGAGUAACAAUCACCAGUGUGCCAGCAAUCAGCCCUCAAGGACAAGUAAACGUGUCUGCGGAUUUUGUUCGAAGUCCUCCACCAGCUCAUCAACAGACAUCUCCUAUAACAUCGGGCGACGGAAUGUAUCCCCAUUUCUCUCAACAUCACUAUCAAAUGUAUCAGCAACAUUUCCGCGCGACUCAACAAGAUAUGCGGGCUAGCGCAUCGCCCUUCCCAAGAUGCGGAGGUGGUCUGGAAGCAGAAGGCAGCGAAGCCCCAACUCCACCUUUGGAGCUUCGGCGGCCUCCUUCGGCUAGAGUUCCGAGACCGGCUCACUCGCCGUCACCUGCUGACCGACAUAUACUAUACGCAGUCCGCUGCGGGCGCUCCCCUCCGCCGGCGCACGGCAGCGGUCGACCCCCGAGUGCCCUGCCACCUCUCGCGGCCCCCGGCCCGCCCCAUGCCAGCCAGGUGCCCAGGGAGGCCGACUCCCUGCAGAUGCUACUGAGGCGCUACCCCGUGAUGUGGCAAGGCCUCCUCGCCCUGAAGAACGACUCGGCCGCCGUCCAGAUGCACUUCGUGGGUGGAAGUGCGGGCGUGGCCGCGGAUGCAUUAUCUCGCAGCGCAGACGGCGCGGCAACGUCGCUUCUGCGUAUCGCGCAGAGGAUGCGUCUCGAGCCUGCCCAGUUGGAUCAAGUGCAUCGGAAGAUGAAGAUGGAGAACGAGCACUGCAUGCUGCUGGCUCUGCCGUGUGGUCGCGAUCACAUGGACGUGCUCCAGCAGUCGACCAACUUGUCUGCGGGCUUCAUCACCUACCUGCAGAGGAAACAAGCCGCUGGCAUUGUCAACGUCGCACCCUCGCCGCGGCACCAACAGUCCAUGUAUACCGUACACAUAUUCCCUUCGUGCGAGUUCGCCAACGAGAACCUGAACCGAAUCGCACCGGACCUAAUGCACCGCGUGGCCAACAUAGCGCAUCUGCUCAUCGUCAUCGCUACGGCCAUCGGAUGAACACGACUCUCGGAUCAGACGAAUUCUACUGAGGAUUGACCCCCGCCCGAACACCGGACGGGCCCCCGUCGGCCCCGCCGAGAACGGAGAUACGGAGACAUCAAAGUGACUAUGAGUGAUCGUCAUCGCCAUCGCCAUAACAGUGACAGAGGCCCCUCGAACAACCGACGCGACCUAGUGACAGUUUAAUUCAUUAUCUUGUAAAUAAUAUCCAGGUUGUGAACUCAUUUUAAAGUUUAGUUAUCGGUCGAGUGUUGAGCCAUAGACUAGCGGAUCCGCAAGUGAAGUGUAAAGUCUCACCUAGAGUUAAGCGUAUUUAAGUGUAAGAUAAGACGUCAUUUUGUAAUAUUUUGUUGUGGUCGACCGCGCUCGGCCUUAUUCGGAGUUUAUUAUUAAAACUAAUAUUAAGCAAAGUCAAGUUCGUAAAUAUUUGGGUUCCGCUGGAGAUGAGUGGCGAUCGAGCAUUUUUAUUGUUAGUGUAAAUUGUUAUUUUGUUUUAAGCGUAGGCGUAAACUAAUUUAAACAUGUAAAUACCGAUCUAUCCGUACUAAAUCUCGAUUCACUAAGGUCAUAGCAGUAACCGAAUGGAAUUCAUUGAUAACAAAAUCGACUCGAGUGAAGUUUGAAAUGGCUAAUUUAAAGUAAUUUAAAAAUAUAAAACACGUGGAAAAUAAACUGUGAUUCUGACUUUUAACGUAGGGUUAGUUAGGUAUAGAGCCGAGCAGUAGAUUAACGACAGCGGCGCACGCGUUGUAGUUUAACGGUAAUAUAGACUUGUAGUGAUAUUUUCUUUACACAUUCGCACCGGGUUUUCAUAUUCUUUUAUAGUUUAUUAUUUAUUUUAAUGUUCGUCUUCAUUAGUUUUGCCUAUCCUAUGAAUGUUAACCUUUUCAGGAUAACAUUCAUACGAUUAAAACGAAAUAUCCGAUCCAAAUAUUGAAAGUGUGCCGAUAACGAUAGUGUAUAGGGACGAUUCAAAUUCUAGACACCUAUUAACCGAGGAGUAAUAUUGACAAAUGUCAAAAAAGUUUACUCCUUCGUUACUACUGUCUAUUAUUUCGAAGUCAUCGAAGGAUGUGACACGCCGUUAUCCUUCGGAUUAAUUCAUUCCACGUUAACCGCCUCGCGCCAACGUACAGUACGCAAGUGAGACAACAUAUCGGGCGGGUGUACGCGUACACCGAGAUGUACGUAUACGUAAAUUUACGAGCACGCGCCCGUUGUCUUGUCGUGAGAAUUUAAUUAGGUUUUGCUACCGUGACGCUCGCGAUGUUUCACCUCAUUUACCGCUGUUGCUUUGCGGGAUCGUAUGAGAGAGCUUUUAGGAUUACGUUUUAUUUUAUUUUUUUUUCUGAAUAUUUUUUUUAGAUAAGGUUAUAUCAUUUUCUAUUAAUAGUUAGCCAUAAUUUUUGUUAGUUUUUUUACCGCCUUUACAAAUACUUUUUUAAUUUAAUUUAAACCUAAAAGUAGUAUAAAUAUCGGUUUUCUUUUUGUGUCUGCUCAUAUCCGACACUUUGCAUAUAAGAAUUCAUGUAUACCACUGAAACAAUAGAUUUCUUUACAUUGCUCCCGAUGUUGUCUUCCCGAACGUGGUCCCUUAAAGGCUCUCUUACUGAACGUUGGAAAUCCCAGUUCCAAAUAAAACAAUAUUGUACUUCUCGUAACGCAUCGUCUGCAUAUUCCUUCGGGACCCCGAGCGACGAGUGCCUCGGUUAGUCGGCUCCGGUCGGAAUAUCGCAUAGUUAGAAAAAUUGCGACCCCGUCACGUCGCGUGUAAAACUAAAGUACAAAAUAUUUUAUGUAAUUUUAUAAUAUAUAAACGAUAUACAGCGCAGCCACGUAUGUAUAUUCAUCGAUUAGUAUAUGUAAAUGUGUAUGGUGUAUGGUUUGUUCUCCGUCGCAAACGGUUCUCGAUUAGCUAAGAACACUAACGAACUCGUCACUUCGUCCAUUAAUUUUAAAAAUAUAAUUUAAUCUAUAAACGGAUGCCCGAAUACACUUAUUAUUUGUCUCCUUAUGAAGGAACUCGAUGUAAAUAAAACUUGAAAUAUAGCAAUACAAUAUUUAGACUCGAUAGUAAGGAACUUAUAAAUUAAGCGACACGAGAAUUAUAAAAAGAAAUAUUUAUUCAAAUUAAAAUCGGUAUUUACUAUUAUUUUAGUUGUUUACUGUGAUGUGAUUAUUUUUGGCGACACUUACAGCUGUACUAUAAUGAUGUUUAUCGUAAUGUAAAAAUAUCUCCUUGCCCGAUGAAUAAUUGCAUCCGAAAUUAUUUGCUAUGCAAAAUUAUUGUCAAUUACUAAAAUGUAAUGUUCUUCAGAAGAUUUUCCAUAUUUGAAAACCACCAUUGUUCGUAGCGGUUAUAAUUUUCGACGAUGUUAACUAGUAAUUUAACGCAGACUUAAUAGUUUUAAGAGUAGUUACGUGAGAAGUAUAAUAUAGUUUUGUUUUAUUUGGAUUAGGUUAGAGGGGGGCGGGGCGAGGGCGCGACGCGAGAGUGCGAGUGAGGGUUAGUGUAAAUGUAACACAUUUGAUCUCAAGUGAAAGCAAGUGAACGCGAGGACUUACAGCCGCGCCCUUCGUUCCACCCGCUUAGCUCUUAAUGUCGAAAUGUAAGGAAAUAAAAAUAUUGUGAUCAUAUUUCUACUGUAACUUUAAAAUGCUAGAGUUUAGAAGUAAUUGUAUAUUUUGUACAUAUUGAAAUAGUAUUGUAUCUUUACUUCCCAUUAUCCAAAAACCCAGAACUCCUGCGUGUUAUUUACCUCCUACCUACCAAUACUAUUAAAAAAAUAAUACAUAA
This is a messenger RNA of Pieris napi, 15650 nucleotides long. It is a transcript of the gene spen, whose product is annotated as protein split ends-like. Gene Ontology annotation, cellular component: nucleus. NCBI's taxonomy places the organism in Eukaryota, Metazoa, Arthropoda, Insecta, Lepidoptera, Pieridae. Gene Ontology annotation, biological process: regulation of transcription by RNA polymerase II. The transcript is spliced from 20 exons. The record is from RefSeq and is a predicted model, not a curated record. Bases 284 to 12850 code for a protein of 4188 amino acids. Gene Ontology annotation, molecular function: mRNA binding.